This is a messenger RNA of Aspergillus clavatus NRRL 1, 1290 nucleotides long. Its product is annotated as URC4/urg3 family protein. The transcript has 4 exons. Bases 1 to 1290 code for a protein of 429 amino acids. NCBI's taxonomy places the organism in Eukaryota, Fungi, Ascomycota, Eurotiomycetes, Eurotiales, Aspergillaceae. The record is from RefSeq and is a predicted model, not a curated record.
AUGGACCCCGAAAUUCAGUACAUCCUCAGCCUCAAGGCCGUCCGCGAACGUGCCCAUCGCGUGCUCCAACUCGCAGAGCAGAACCGCCUGAAUCACUUCGACUACCACCAGGACAAGCUCGAGACUGCCGUUCAGUACGUGAUCAAUGUCAUCAAGCGCGACUUUGGCCCGGACAAAUACAGCCUGAUUCCUCCCCACGGGCGCUGGCAGCACUUUGAAGUCGGCGGCAUCAACCGUCCCGAGCAGCUACUGCGCCAGUGGAAGAACGCCGACAGUCUCGAGCAGGCGCGGGGACUGGUGGAUUUGUUCUUCGUGUCGGUCUUGCUCGAUGCUGGCGCCGGAGACAAGUGGCGCUUCACCGAGCCUGAAACGCAGGGCGUCUUUGGUCGCAGUGAGGGUAUCGCGGUUGCGUCGUAUCACAUGUUCAUCAACGGCGACUUUGCCUCCAACAGUGAGCGGAAGGAUAUCGUGACGGGACAAGCCCUCGUGGACUUCAGCUCCGAGUCGCUCGAGCGCGGCUUCCAGAUCGCAGAAGAGAACCCGUUCGUCGGCGUUCCCGCCCGAGUCGAGCUGAUGAAGGCGCUGGGCCGCUCACUCCUCAACCUGCCCGAGAUCUUCGGUCCUUCCGGCCGGCCGGGCAACCUCGUCGACUACCUCCUCUCCAAAUCCACCACCCACAAGGAACUCAACUACGACAUCCUCUGGGACACGCUCCAGCAAGUCCUCCUGCCCAUCUGGCCCGCCUCGCGCACCCACAUCGACGGCCACCCCAUCGGCGACGCCUGGCCGCUACAGGUCCUCGCCGCCGACGCAACAGCCCGCGCGGACACGGCCAAGUGCGCGCACAUCCAGCCCUUCCACAAACUCACCCAGUGGCUCGCCUACUCCCUCACCGUCCCCUUCGAGCGGCUCCUCGGCGCCACGUGGGCGAACAUCGAGCGCGGCACCGGCCUGCCCGAGUACCGCAACGGCGGCCUCUUUGUCGACCUGGGUGUAUUGACGCUGAAGCCCGAGGCUGCGGAGCGCGGGCGCGCGAACUCCGGCGAGCGCCUCCCGGCCUUCGAGGCGACGGCUGAUGAAAUCGUGGAGUGGCGUGCGAUGACGGUGGCGCUGCUGGAUCGACUGCAUAGCGCGAUUGCGGCGAGUGAGGAGUUGUCGGCGCAGAAGCUGAGUCUAGCGCAGGUGCUGGAGGCCGGCAGCUGGAAGGCGGGUCGUGAACUGGCGGCGGAGAAGAGGCCGGAGACGCGGUCGAGUCCGAUUCUGAUCCUGGGUGAUGGGACUUUGUUUUGA